CUGGACGUAUAAAAGAGCAGCACAGAUGGUAGCGCAGGCCAGUCUUCGGGAGUAAGCCGUUGACGACUCUGCCUGUCCUCGAGAACUCGACUCGCCCUACCUCAGAUCGUGAUGCAUCUCCUCAACGUCUUCAGCUCGGUCCUCGCCGGUGUGACUACCCUGCAAGGCGUCGCAGCGCUGCCGCAAGGUUUAUGGUCGAGGGAUACCAAUGCUCCUACUAGCAGCAGUCCCUUCUCUCCCAAGGCGUUCAUCAUUAGCAUGUUUUCGCCUGAGGCUGGGGCAUGGUACGGCAUCCCGGACUUCAAUGUCUUGGCCGUCAACAUCACAGUGCCUGGCCUGUCAAUGCUGUUCCCCGACGUCCACUGCACCGGUGACGGGCAGAUCUGCCAGCUCACUACUGGCGAAGGAGAGAUCAACGCUGCGACGACGAUUGCGUCGCUCGUCGCAUCCCCGUACUUCAACCUUACACAGACGUACUUCAUGAUAGCUGGCAUCGGUGGUGUGAGCCCCGAGUUAGCCACGCUCGGCUCAGUAACGCUGGCGAGGUUCGCAGUCCAAGUCGCGCUGCAGUACGAGUUCGACGCCCGCGAGAUCCCCGCGAACUUCAGCACCGGAUACGUCCCGUUCGGGACUAAGGCACCAGGCCAGUACCCCACGUCCAUCUACGGCACCGAGGUCUUCGAGCUCAACGAGGCUCUGCGGAACAAGGCCAUCGAGCUCGCUAGUACUGCGCAGCUGAACGACACGCAGGCUGCAGCAGCCUACCGCGCCAACUACGCCUCGGACCCCGCAUACGCCGCGGGCGCGAGCGGGCCGACCAUCGUCCCCUGCGACGUCGCGACGUCGGACAACUACUACUCCGGUAACCUCCUCGCGGAGGCGUUCGACAACACGACUACGCUCCUGACGAACGGCACCGGCCUGUACUGCUCUAGCGCGCAGGAGGACAACGCGAGCCUCGAGGCGUUCCUCCGCGCGGCGAUAUACGGCUUCGUCGACUUCAGCCGGAUUAUCGUCAUGCGCACGGGCAGCGACUUCGACAGGCAGUACCCCGGCGAGACGGCCACGCAGCACCUGCUCUAUGACCACCAGAACGGGCACAUACCUUCCAUCGCGAACAUUUACUUGGCUGGCGUCAAGAUCGUAGAGGGUAUCGUCAACGGUUGGGAUGACACGUUCGAGGCGGGCAUUACUCCGACGAACUACAUCGGUGACAUCUUCGGGUCUCUGGGUGGUACUCCAGACUUCGGGCCAUACUCUGGAGGUGCUCCCGCUACCAAGAGGAGCAUCGAGGCACGCAGGCGCCGCAGAGUGUAGUCAACCUAUCGCGCCCAGGGCUCUGUGGAGGAUCAUGCGAACAAUGGUGCAAGGAUGAUCACCUCACUAAUGUGAAUGCACGUUC
Fomitopsis serialis is the source of this 1402-nucleotide messenger RNA. Its product is annotated as purine nucleoside permease-domain-containing protein. Lineage: Eukaryota; Fungi; Basidiomycota; Agaricomycetes; Polyporales; Fomitopsidaceae. Gene Ontology annotation, molecular function: catalytic activity. Gene Ontology annotation, cellular component: endoplasmic reticulum. The record is from RefSeq and is a predicted model, not a curated record. The transcript is spliced from 6 exons. Gene Ontology annotation, biological process: transmembrane transport; nucleoside metabolic process. Bases 112 to 1317 code for a protein of 401 amino acids.